AUGUCAUCAAGAGCUCUGAGAAGACUUCGAAAGGAUCAAGUUCCUGAUAUUGUCAACAAGGCUGAAAGCGAACAGGAGGAAGAGGAAGAAGAAGAAGAAGAAGAGUAUGUUCAAAAGAAGCCCUUUAACCCUUUUGAUUUGUUGAUUGGUGACGAUGAUCAAGAGGAAGAAGAGGAUGAGGAUGAGGAAGAAGAAAUUAUUCCUGAACCUGUUGUUGUAAAACCUGUUGUGGAAAAGAAGAAGAAUAACAACAAUAAGACUAGUUCUCCCUCCAAAAAGAAGGAUACCGAGGAUAUCAGCAUGAGGGAAUUAGACAAAGUCCUGAAAGAGAUAAACAAAAAGACGCCUAAAGCCAAUAAGGAUAACAAGGAUGCCAACACCGAAGAGCGUCGACAAUUAUUAUCUGUCAACUACCGAUUUUUGGACGCAGAGGCAGAAAUGAAACGAUUAUUUGGAUCUCACGUUGUAAAUAGUGAAAACCGUGCCACACAAGGUCGUGUAUUGAAAAAAUCAAAGUUUGCCUCUCCUAAGAGUGAUUGGGCGCCUUACAAACGAGAUGGAUUAUCUAUGGAAAGUGUAGAGACAAAAGAUGGCAUUACGUAUUAUGCAUUUCGUCAUUCCGAACAGUAUCAGGAUACACAACUAGAGUUUUUGAAUGCAAUUGCUACACACAACCCCGAAGCCUUGUUGUUUUUGACAAGAAAACAUCCUUACCAUGUUGACAGUUUGCUUCAGCUUUCUGAAAUCGCAAAGCAAAGUGGAGAUUGGACAGCUGCAGGUGAUUUUAUCGAAAGAGCAUUGUAUGCCUGUGAAAGAGCUCUUCAUCCUCAAUUCUCUCUCAGUACCGGUACUGCCAGAUUAUCUUAUAAAAGAUCCGAAAACAGAUCAUUCUUUUUAGCAAUCUUCCGUCAAAUUCAAUUCUUGACACGUCGUGGAUGUUGGAAAACUGCAUCUGAAUUCAACAAAUUACUGUUUAGUCUGGAUCCUGUUUCUGACCCAUUGGGUGCUCUUUUAUCAUUAGAUUAUCAUGCCCUUUCUGCCAAGGAUUAUGAUUAUGUUGUUAAGAUGCAUAAGGAAUGGAAGACAGACGGUAAACUGUAUCCUGUGGAUCUAGCCAAUAUGCCCAAUUUUGCUUAUUCUGCUGCUUACGCUAAAUUCAAAAUUGCGGAAAAGGCCAAAUCUACACAAGAAGAGAGUGGAAAGAUGAUUCAAGAAGCCAUCAAAAAAUAUCCUCUUGUUUACUGUCGCUUACUCGAAAAAUUAGGUGAACCUGAAGUACCACAAAGUCAUACCUUGACUCAAUUUAUUCCCAAUGCAUAUAUGGAUAUCAUGCAAUUAUCUUAUAUUGAGCGCACCCACGAAAUGUGGAAGGAACCUGAAGUGCUCGAAUGGCUCAAGAUAAACGGUGAUCUUUGCUUGGAUUAUACGGUAUCACAUCCUAACGUAAUUCAACAAAAGUUAUUGUGUGAACAAAAGAACGAGAUUCCUCUCAGUGUGUGUCGUUACAUUGUCUUGAUUGAUAUUCAAAAGCUGAUGUCUUACUUGCCAUCCAGUGUGACAAGUCAGAGUUAUCAAAUGUAUGAUCCUUUACCUCCCGUUGAUUCUGAGACAAUGUAUGAUAUCAAUGAACGUAUGCGUACCCGUGGUCCAGGAGGGGCUGGUAUUCCUGAUGGGUUAAGAAAUAUGUUACAAGGUAUCUUGGGACGUAAUGUACCAUUGCCUGAUAUGACACGGGAAGAUAUACAACGCAUGAUUAGCGAGCUGGAAAGAGCUCGUGAAGAGAGACGGGAUCAAGUUCCUGGUGCUUUCCCCGGUGCUGAAGAUGAUUAUGCGGGGGAUUAUGAUGAUGUGCAAGGUGAUUACCCUGAUCUCUUACAACAUGAAGAGGAAGAGGAAGAGGAAGAAGAGGACAACCACGAACUCAAUCAUAUUGAAAAUGAAAUGUUACAAAACUCCGGAAUGACUGCAGAAGAAAUGAUGGAGAUUAUGCACGCUGUUGGUGACGAAGAUUUAGAAGUCCAACGAGCAUUAGCUGAAGCUUUCGAAAGAAACCACCAUAAUUAA
Molecule: messenger RNA, 2064 nt
Organism: Mucor mucedo
Lineage: Eukaryota; Fungi; Mucoromycota; Mucoromycetes; Mucorales; Mucoraceae
Product: transcriptional repressor TCF25-domain-containing protein
Exons: 5
Coding region: 1-2064 (687 amino acids)
Biological process (GO): ribosome-associated ubiquitin-dependent protein catabolic process; rescue of stalled cytosolic ribosome
Cellular component (GO): RQC complex
Source: RefSeq, a predicted model, not a curated record